Danaus chrysippus (African queen) is the source of this 339-nucleotide messenger RNA. The record is from the annotation of a GenBank genome assembly. NCBI's taxonomy places the organism in Eukaryota, Metazoa, Arthropoda, Insecta, Lepidoptera, Nymphalidae.
AUGGCUCGUGACAUUCUGCAUAUUUGGGAACAGUCUUACGAUCUUACCCACGAGGAGACUGGGUGUUUGGUUCUCUGUGCAAUGGUGAGGUUACAUCUCCUGGACCAGCAGGGAGACAUGGUCGAGGAAAACGCGGAGGGAUUUAUAAGAGCUAACGGCGGAGAUGACUCGGUAGUGUCGUUCCUCGUACAACUCUAUACCAUGUGUCGUGAGAAGACGUCAUCUAUUGUUAAGGGAUGUAAGGCUGCUCUUGAGUUAUCCAAGUGCUUCCGAGCUGCCAUCCAACAAAUAGGCUGGGUACCGGACACAACCUCCCUCUUGGUCGAAUCAAAUGAUUAA